GUCCUUCAUCAUCCUCACCCUCAUCAUCCUCAGAGCACCAUGACGGGCGGAAGGGACGAGCUGAGCGAAGAGAAGCCCAGAGUCAAGCUGCUGUCUCCGGCCUUCGGGAUGGACAAGUCACGGCUGCACGGCUCCGGGUUCCGCUCCAAAGGCUUCGCCAUCACCGACCUGCUGGGUCUGGAGUCCGACCUGCAGGCCCGGCAGGUCCAGGUCCAGCAGCAGCAGCCCGGGGCGGCCCCGGGGUCGGGCCUGUCCGCGGCGGGGACCGGACCCGGGGCGGAGCCUCACGGAGCGGGCGGCGGGCUCGGCGGGUUCUCGUUCCCGGGCGGGUCUCUGCCGCUCGGCCUCGGGUUCCUGUGCAGCCUGGCGGCGCAGCAGCCCUCCGGAGCGCCCUGCUUCCUGCCGGGACACCUGCCGCUGCUGCAGGCCCGGGCCGACAGCCACUACCUGCAGAACCUGGAGGCCCAGAGGGACGCUUACUCCGAUGAGGAGUGUCUGUCGGACCGUAAUGACUCUAAAAGCUCCGCAAACUCUCAGAAGAGGAAGAAGAGGAGACACAGGACAGUGUUCACGUCCCACCAGCUGGAGGAGCUGGAGAAAGCUUUCCAUGAGGCUCAUUAUCCUGACGUCUACGCCCGGGAGAUGUUGGCCAUGAAGACGGAGCUGCCUGAGGACAGGAUACAGGUGUGGUUCCAGAACCGGCGUGCGAAGUGGCGAAAGCGUGAGAAGUGUUGGGGUCGCAGCAGCGUCAUGGCGGAGUACGGUCUGUACGGAGCGAUGGUGCGACACUCAAUCCCGCUGCCAGAGUCCAUCCUCAAUUCCGCCAAGAACGGCAUGAUGGGAUCGUGCGCCCCCUGGCUGCUCGGUGAGCCGCAUGCACGAAUGCACAAGAAGUCUCUAGAGAUGUCCAAAAAGUGUCCCAGCCCUCGGGAGUCUGACUCGACACGAUCAGACUCGUUCUGCGACGCCUCAGAGCGUCGGGGUGGCGGCGAGGUGAGGGAGGAGGAGGAGGAGCUACUGGAGAUGGAGGAGGACGAGGAGAUGGAGGAUGAGGUGGCCAUUGACCUGUCCAGCUCCUCCAAACAGCAGCAGCAACAGGAGGAGGCCGGGGGGUCCAUAAGGCCUGCCUCCUCACCACGGCGGCAGAGCAGCGGCGAAUCAGACGAACGCAGCUGAAGGUCGGACCAAUCAAAUGUAUACAGACUGAAGCUGUGGUGACCAUCUGAUGAUGGCGGCGGGAGCACAGAGAUCUGAUUGACUCUUCUUUCAGGGACCACAUGAAGAGCCAAUCAGAGAACAGCCAUUACAUCACUUGUUGCUUUGCAAUUUAUCAUUACGUUAAGUUUUUAGGGGGAAUUUCUGAAUGUGUGUUAGCAUGCUAAAAUAUUAACUUCAAGGUUAUAUUUCAUUAUACUGAUCAAGUUUACUGGUGCCAUUAAAUUUAACUUCAUAGUACUGCUAUUUAUUAGCAUGCUAAAAUAUUAGCUUUAAGGUAAUAUACAAAUCUUUACCAAAAUGAUAAAACAUAACAGCGCUAUUUUGACAUGCUAAUAAAGGUUAGCAUGCUAUAAUGACAACCUUUAGGUAGUAUUUUGUUAUACUCAUAGAGUUUAGAGGUACCAUUAUAUGUAACAUGAGAGCGCUACCAUUUUGACAUGCUAAUAAAGCUUAGCAUGCUAUAAUAUUAGCCUUUAAGUAAUAUACAAAUGUUUACUGGUAUGAUAAAAAUAUAACAGAGCUACUAUUUUAGGAUGCUAAUAAAGAGUUAGCAUGCUAAAGUAUUAGACUUUAUGUAGUAUAUUAUGAUAAUAAUAAGGUUAACUAGUUUCAUAAAAUGUAACAGUGCUACUAUUUUGGCAUGCUAAUUAAUGGUAGCAUGCUAAAAUAACAGCAGGGGAAAUUAUUUGCCAUGCUCACAUUUACAUUGUAUUAACAUUCAGUAGUAUGCUAAAAUAUUAGCCACUGGACAAUAUCUAUGCUAACAAAUAUUCAUUAUUAGUGAAUGUAUUAACAGCUGGUGGAUUUAAUUUUAGUGCCAGUGUUUUAGCAUGCUAAUUAACUGCACUGUGCUAAACGGUUAGCAUUAAGAUUGUAAUAGUUAUCAGCAUAUUAAAAUAUUGACCUGUGGGAAAGGUUUUAUCAUGCUAACAAAUAACAACUGGUGAUUAAAAAUAUAUUAUGAGAGUGGUAAAAUGCUUGUGUGUUAAUUAACAUCAGUAAGCUAAACUGUUAGCCUGCGGGUAAUAUUUUAAAAUGCUACGAAUACAUACUGGUAGAGUAUAAUAUAGCUAAUAUUUGAACACAGGCAUUUUAGCAUUAGUAUGCUAAUAUAUUAGACUGUGCACAAAAUUUUGAAACGCUAACAAAUGUUUACAGUAACAUAAAAUGUAAAAUCAGACAAGAACAGAUUGUCUUGUAGCAUGCUAGGAUAUUAGGAUGCUAAGAAACAUUUACUGGUAAUUGGAAAUGUAGCCUAAUCUUAAAGUGCUAAUUUUAUUCACAAAAUAAAUGUUAUUUAUUGUGUUAGAAAAAGUGAAACAAAUUCUGUCAGUGAACUGUCCGUGCUCCCGGGAUGAAACAUGCUAACGUGGACACUGCUGCCAUCGCCACCACUGUCGCCGCCACAGAGAAACCAACGUAGAGGAACGGGACUGAGAGUCUUUUCUAAAAGACGCGUGAACUGAAGGAGGGUGUAAAUAUCCUGUGUGUGUGCGUGUGUGUGUGUGUGUGUGUGUUUAGUAUUGUACUGUGCUGAGAGUGUGUUUUAUAUCUGUGUUUCCCUUUUGGAAAAUAAGAAGUUAUUUAAUGUUUUAAUCCUGUUGUGUUUUAUAUUUUGUCUGUCGAGCACUGAUGAGCCUGACUCAGGUUCUAUGAAUGAAUGUAAUCUAAAAGUAAUAUUUGAAAAAGUUUGUUUAUCAUUAUUAUUAUUAAUAUUAUCAUAUGUCUGUACAGCAGCAGGUUCGGCAGGUCGGUGAAUAAAAAACAAAGUAUUUUUUGAAUCAUUGGGAUUUUUUUAUUUAUUUAUUCGACUCAAACACUGAAUGGUUUCAUUUAAUUUGAAUUAAGAAUCAGAAUUAAUGAGCACUAACAUUAUGAUAGGCCACGUGUCACAGCUUCAUGUCCAUAAAACAGUUUUUAGAGAAUUCCUGGGAAAAAAAAUACAAGAGCAUAAUUAUGAGGCUAUCUAAUUUUUAAAUGCAAUUUCAUGUUUGAAAAUGCACAAUCUGGGCAAAAAUGUUCAUGAAUGACAAUUAACACGAAAACAGAAUUAUCAUUCUGCCAAAAGUUUAAAGACAUUUAUUGUUGAACUUUUCAUUUGAUGAUCGUCAAACAAAAUGUGAAUCCUAAACUUGAAUGAACUGAUAAACUGGAUUUUUAAAUUUGAACCCAGUUAUCUUUUUUCAGUUAUUUUAAUCCAGUGAAAUGUUUUAAUAGUUGAUCAACAAAUUGGUGCAAUUAUACAAACAGAUUUUGUAUUUUUGUUUCAUCAUAAACUAUGUGCCCACAAAUUUAAUUGCAUUGGGUUGAAUUAUUUUGUUUUAAUUUUGGCACCCACAGACUUCCGUAUUAAAAGAGUUCAACGUGAAAACAUUUGUAAUGUUUGAAGAUAUCUCUCCAAAAUACUUAAUUCUCCACUCAUCAUUACUUUGCAAAAAUAUUCUUGAAAUUGCAAAUUAAAGUGUGUCAUAUGUUCAAGGAUCAAUACCUCCUCAUAUAUUAUACACUUUACUAUAUUAUACCCAUAUCCCACAUAAUCUACCAUGUUAUAAUAUAUUAUGUUAAUAAGUUGUGAUUUGUUUUUCAUUUUAUUC
Molecule: messenger RNA, 3812 nt
Organism: Epinephelus moara (kelp grouper)
Lineage: Eukaryota; Metazoa; Chordata; Actinopteri; Perciformes; Serranidae
Gene: vsx1
Product: visual system homeobox 1 homolog, chx10-like
Exons: 5
Coding region: 40-1176 (378 amino acids)
Biological process (GO): regulation of DNA-templated transcription
Cellular component (GO): nucleus
Molecular function (GO): DNA-binding transcription factor activity, RNA polymerase II-specific; transcription cis-regulatory region binding
Source: RefSeq, a predicted model, not a curated record